Suncus etruscus (white-toothed pygmy shrew) is the source of this 2515-nucleotide messenger RNA. Its product is annotated as retina-specific copper amine oxidase-like. The record is from RefSeq and is a predicted model, not a curated record. Gene Ontology annotation, molecular function: quinone binding; copper ion binding; primary methylamine oxidase activity. Lineage: Eukaryota; Metazoa; Chordata; Mammalia; Eulipotyphla; Soricidae. Gene Ontology annotation, cellular component: plasma membrane. Gene Ontology annotation, biological process: amine metabolic process.
CAGUAACAAGAGGGAAGGAGCUGCUGCUUUCCGUGUUCUGUAUCCAUUAUGAAUCUCAAGGUGGUCCUCGUGUUUCUGGCACUGUCCCUUAUCACCAUAUUUGCCUUGACCUACGUCUUGCUGACCAGUCGAGGCAAUUCCAGCCAGCCUCUCCGCUGUCCUUCCACAUCUCCCAGUGCCCAGCCCUGGACACACCCUGGCCCGAGCCAGCUGUUUGCAGACCUGAGCCCAGAGGAGCUGGCGGCUGUGAUGACCUUCCUGACCCUGCACCUGGGGCCAGGCCUGGUGGAUGCCGCCCAGGCCCGGCCCUCAGACAACUGCGUCUUCUCUGUGGAGCUGCAGCUGCCUUCUAAGGCGGCAGCGCUGGCCCACUUGGACCGGGGGAGUCCCCCACCUGCCCGGGAGGCGCUGGCCAUCGUCUUCUUUGGGGCCCAGCUCCAGCCUAACGUGAGUGAGCUGGUGGUGGGACCACUGCCCUACCCCUCGUACAUUCGGGAUGUGACUGUGGAGCGUCACGGGGGUCCCUUGCCCUAUCACCGCCGCCCCGUGAUGAAUGCCGAGAUUGCCCAAAUGUGGAAGUUUUUGAAAGAGGUGGAGUUCCCCAAGGCACCAAACUUCCUGGCUUCUGUCUUCGCUUAUAAUGGCUCAACGCUAGCCCCUGUCCUUGCCACCCCUCAUGGCCUGCACUCAGGGGACCGUGCUACCUGGAUAGCCCUCUGUCAUAAUGUCUCAGGGCUGGGCUUUUUUCUUCAUCCAGUGGGCCUGGAGCUGCUGCUGGACCACAGGGCCCUGGACCCUGCCUACUGGGCUAUCCAGCAAGUUUUCUACCUUGGCCACUACUAUGCAGACUUGGGCCAGCUGGAAUGGGAAUUUAAAGCUGGUCGGCUGGAAGUAAUAGAAGUUCCUCUGCCACUUCCAAAUGGACCUUCAUCCCUGAGGUCUCAGGUACCCCCAGGUCCUCUUCCUCCUCUUCAGUUGUCACCCCAAGCUCCCCAAUACAGUGUACAAGGGAACCUGGUUGUAUCUCCAUUUUGGACGUUCAGUUUUGGCCAUGGGGUGUUCAGCGGUUUGAGAAUGUUUGAUGUUCGGUUCAGGGGUGAGAGAGUGGCUUAUGAAGUCGGCGUCCAGGAAUGUCUGUCUGUCUAUGGUGCUGAUUCCCCUAAGACAAUGAUGAUCCGCUACCUGGAUAGCACUUAUGGACUUGGCCUCAACAGCCGGGGCUUGGUGCGGGGGGUGGACUGCCCCUAUCAGUCUACAAUGGUGGACAUUCAUGUAAUGGUGGGACAAGGGGCAGUCCAGCUACACCCAGGAGCCGUAUGUGUGUUUGAGGAGGCCCCAGGACUACCCCUUCGGAGGCACCACAACUACCUUCAGUCUCAUUUCUAUGGUGGUUUGGCCAGCUCAGCCCUGGUAGUCAGGUCUAUCUCCUCAGUGGGCAACUACGACUACAUUUGGGACUUUUUGCUGCACCCCAACGGGGCACUGGAAGGGCGGGUCCACGCCACAGGCUACAUCAGCACAGCAUUCCUGAGCCAGGAGGAAAGCCUCCUGUUUGGGAACCGAGUUGGGGAACAAGUGCUGGGGGCUGUGCACACACACGCCUUCCACUUCAAGCUGGACCUGGAUGUAUCAGGGCUGAAAAACUGGGUGGUAGCUGAAGACGUGGUGUUUAAGCCUGUGGCAGCCCCUUGGAACCCAGAAUACCAGCUGCAUCGGCCUCAGCUAACCCGGCGGGUACUGGCAAGGGAGGACUUGGCGGCCUUCCCCCAGGGCAGCCCUCUUCCUCGAUACCUUUACUUGGCUAGCAACCAGACUAACGCCUGGGGUCACCAGCGUGGGUACCGGAUCCAGAUCCACAGCCCCCCAGGCAUUCACAUGCCCCUGGACAGUAGCAUGGAGAAGGCCCUCAGCUGGGGGAGAUACCAGCUAGCAGUGACACGAAGAAAGGACGAGGAGGCCUGGAGCAGCAGCAUCUAUUACCAGAGUGACAUGACCCCCACGAGGCCCUUUGCUGACUUCAUCAACAACGAAACCCUCUUAGGAGAGGACCUGGUGGCUUGGGUGACUGCCGGCUUGCUGCAUAUUCCUCAGGCUGAGGAUGUCCCCAACACAGUGACUCUGGGGAAUAGAGUGGGCUUUUUGCUUCGUCCCUAUAACUUCUUCGAUGAGGACCCUUCCAUCUUUUGCCCGGGAAGUGUCUACUUUGAGAAGGACCAAGAUGCUGGACUCUGCAGUGUCAACCCCGUGGCCUGCGUCCCUCACCUGGCAGCCUGUGUCCCGGAUCUGCCUCCCUUUUCUUACAAGGGAUUUUAACCUGAGACUGUGGUGGAACUCAGGAGUUUGGGGUAGGGAGGGGGAACCUCCCCUGUUGCCACUUCCAGCUCCCCUCACCCCCAGCCUUUCAGUGUUUCUUAUGAGGCCUCCCCAUUCCCACUCAAAAUCCCCAACCGUCACUUUGGCUCAUUCAGAUCUCCAGUUUAUCUUUUUCACAGCGUCACGUUUAUGCCAAUGAUGA